GUAAUUUUCUUGGAAGACUGAUUUCUAAAUAUACAGAACUUCAUAUAAUUGUAUUGUUGUUGUUGAAAUGUAUAUUUAUCACGAUCAUGACCAGUAGUAUUAAUAAUUGACUUCAGCUAGCUGCUUCUUGUUUAUUGGACUCAGCAGUCGGAACACAGGGAAUGUUCCAAAAUCUGCUGGGAAAACAUUCUCAAAGCAUUUUUAUGUGUAAAUAUGCAGCUGUAUGUGUAAUUCUUACAUCGUCUAGGCCUAAUGUUUUUAACUCUUGCAAAGGAGUACCGUUGCAAAUGUUUUCUCGCAAGUCUUGACGGCUGCACAGAUCCCGAAAUACAACCACAAAAUGCAAAAGCGUUGAUUAACAAGUUAAUCGUUUAAUUUUUUUUUGCCUACAAUACUUUAAGGCGUUACGUUGAGCCCAAGUCCGUCCCUGCUUACACAAUAUCCUGAAAGAGAAAGCACGGAUCUACUUGAGAAGUUGAAAGACGGAUUGUCUCAUAUUGUAGCACGAGCACGCAAACCCUCCAGCAGUUGCAGUGACAAUAUUUCCGCGUGGAAUAUAAAUACCGCGUGUUAAAAAAAGUUUAAAUCGAAAGAAUGGCAGAGAUGAUGGGCAAUGAUGUAUCACUGUAUGAUAAGGAAAAUGAUUUGGUUACAACAGAUGAUGGAGACGAGACACUGAAAACCAGGGGCACUGGCAUUCCUCUCUCGACGAAGAUUUGUUUUGGAAUUGGUGGCAUGCCCUAUCAGAUGACGUCCACUGCAAAGGGAUUCUUUCUGCAAAUUUUCCUGCUAGACGUUGUACAGAUGGAGGCCUUCUAUGCAUCACUCAUCCUAUUCCUUGGCCGUGCGUGGGAUGCCAUGACUGAUCCACUAGUAGGAUAUAUGGUCACCAAGAGUGGACGGACGCGGAUUGGCAAACUUAUCCCCUGGAUUGUGUUCAGCAUGCCACUAGGUGUCUUGGCGUACUUCUUGAUGUGGUUCACGCCCCAGCAGUCCAUGACUCCCUCCUUCAGUUUUUUCUGGUUCUUUAUCUGGAGCUGUCUUUUUGAUGCCUUCAUGACUUGUUACCAUGUCCCCUACUCUUCCCUGACAAUGUUUCUCGGGGGAAACCAGAAGGACAGAGACUCUGCCACCGGCUACAGAAUGGGGAUGGAGAUGUUUGCAACACUGGCUGGUGCAACCAUUCAGGGUCAAAUUGUGGGGGUGUAUCAUGCUAAGACAGCACAGCUCUGCAGCCAGCUAAACCAGAGUGAAAACUCCACCUCACGCCUCACCGAUUCCCUUCAGAACACGAGAAGUGCUUAUAAUUAUGCUGCUUUAGUUUUGGGUGUAUUCUACUUCCUGUGUUGUGUUGUGCUGUUUCUGGGUGUGAAGGAGAAGUUAGCUCCACUCAGUACCCUGGACCAGAUACGCAUGCCCUACCUUGCAGGUAUGAAGAUGGUGGUGGGACACACCCCGUACAUGAAGCUUGUGUUUGGAUUUCUCUUUACUUCACUUGCCUUCCAGAUGGCUCAAGGAAACUUUGCCCUCUUCUGUACCCAUGCUGCCGGUCUUGGUGCCUAUUUCCAGCAUCUCGUCCUCAUCCUACUUACAGCUGCCACACUAUCUAUCCCCAUAUGGCAGAAUCUCCUUGUGAGACUGGGGAAGAAGACAACACUCUUUAUUGGACUAUCUAUAUAUGCACCUGCCCUUGUGAUCAUUGCUUUCAUACAGGGCAACCUGCCUGUCUUCAUCAUUAUGGCCAUCAUAUCUGGAUCCAGCCUAUCAGCCCUCUACUUGCUGCCCUGGUCUAUGCUGCCAGAUGUGGUUGAUGACUUCAAGGUGAAGAACCCCACCGGUAAAGAUCUGGAACCCAUGUUCUACUCUUGCUUUGUCUUCUUCAACAAAUUUGGAGGGGGGCUGGCUGUGGGCAUCUCCACUUUGGUUUUGCAUUUUGCAGGAUAUAAGCCUGGAGCCUGCAGCCACAACGCGACAGUGAUCACGGUGUUGCGGGUCCUGUUUGCUCCUGUGCCCAUGGUCCUCCUCGUUAUUGGUUUGGUGUUCUUUUAUUUUUACCCAAUCAACAAAGAGCGGUGUCUACAAAUCCAGGAGGAACUGAAGAAAGCGGAGAAAAAGGAUGGAUGCCAAGUGUUGGACUCUGUGCAAUUGUAGAGACUCUUCUCAUACAAAGCCUAACACUGCAUGCCUGUUCACAACUUGCCUGGCAUCAUGCAAGGAAAGCUUGGUUGUUUCAGGAUACACAGGAAAUAUGUGUAUACGAUGGAAGAAUAUUGUCAUACUUACAGACUGAAACGCACACGUGACUGGUUUACUCACUUGUUCUAUGAGUAUUUGCAUUGUUUUUUCUCUUGCAAAUGUUUUCUAUAAUACCUCACCAUUGUAAAUUACUGUUGUGUAAUUAUUUAGCAACAGUAAGUAGUGUUUAGCAACUGUAACCUCGAGUAUUGUUUUUGCAUGCCUUAUAAACCAUAAGUGUUCAAAGGGAUCAAGUUGAGCCAUUACUGUUGACCAUAUACGUUUUGUUUUGUUCUACUGUAAAGGAUAGCGAUGCCGAUAUUGGAAAUAUACUUUCUAAAAAUAAAUUGGACACAUGUAAACUAA
Messenger RNA from Esox lucius (northern pike), 2601 nucleotides. RefSeq names its product sodium-dependent lysophosphatidylcholine symporter 1. Gene Ontology annotation, cellular component: membrane. The transcript has 14 exons. Gene Ontology annotation, biological process: carbohydrate transport. Gene Ontology annotation, molecular function: symporter activity. The record is from RefSeq and is a predicted model, not a curated record. The coding region runs from base 595 to 2151 and encodes 518 amino acids. NCBI's taxonomy places the organism in Eukaryota, Metazoa, Chordata, Actinopteri, Esociformes, Esocidae.